Annulohypoxylon maeteangense is the source of this 822-nucleotide messenger RNA. RefSeq names its product 40S ribosomal protein S14-like protein. The record is from RefSeq and is a predicted model, not a curated record. Gene Ontology annotation, biological process: ribosomal small subunit assembly; maturation of SSU-rRNA from tricistronic rRNA transcript (SSU-rRNA, 5.8S rRNA, LSU-rRNA); translation. Gene Ontology annotation, cellular component: cytosolic small ribosomal subunit; ribosome. Bases 131 to 583 code for a protein of 150 amino acids. NCBI's taxonomy places the organism in Eukaryota, Fungi, Ascomycota, Sordariomycetes, Xylariales, Hypoxylaceae. The transcript is spliced from 3 exons. Gene Ontology annotation, molecular function: structural constituent of ribosome; small ribosomal subunit rRNA binding; mRNA 5'-UTR binding.
CACGAAAAGAAACCCCAUCGAAUUUUGUCAUCAUUCCUUUUUUCCCUUGAAAAAUCUCGCGGUCAAGCAUUCAGAUUCAACCAACCGUCAACUUUCCAACACCACAAGAAUUAAGAAAAGAUAAUUCACAAUGCCUCCCAAGAAGACUACCCGUCCUGCCCAGGAGAACAUCUCCCUCGGACCUCAGGUCCGUGAAGGCGAGCUCGUCUUUGGCGUUGCCCGUAUCUUCGCCUCUUUCAACGACACCUUCGUCCAUGUCACCGAUCUCAGUGGCCGCGAAACCAUCACCCGAGUCACCGGUGGUAUGAAGGUCAAGGCCGAUCGUGACGAGUCCUCCCCCUACGCCGCCAUGUUGGCUGCCCAGGACGUCGCCGCCCGCUGCAAGGAACUCGGCAUCAACGCUCUCCACAUCAAAAUCCGUGCCACCGGUGGCAACGGCACCAAGACCCCUGGUCCCGGUGCCCAGUCCGCCCUCCGUGCCUUGGCUCGUUCCGGCAUGAAGAUCGGCCGUAUCGAGGACGUCACCCCCACCCCCUCCGACAGCACCCGCAGAAAGGGUGGUCGCCGUGGUCGUCGUUUGUGAUUGCACCAUAUCAUAUCAUAUCACCCCCCUGGUGCUUAUGGGCGAUCUGGAGUCAAUCGGCGGAACGGCUUUGCAUCUGGACUUCUUCAUCUCUGUGGCGUUGACAAUUACGAGGAGAACGGCGUGCAUCUGGUGAACAGAACAUGCCUGGUCUCCAUGAUACUUAGGGUAGCUAUGCUUAUUGUCACAUGAUGCCUUUUGGCACGACUACAGCAGAAAUGGGAAAAACUGAUCAAUAA